Mycena citricolor is the source of this 799-nucleotide messenger RNA. Lineage: Eukaryota; Fungi; Basidiomycota; Agaricomycetes; Agaricales; Mycenaceae. The record is from the annotation of a GenBank genome assembly.
CUCGUCACGAAUCUCGACUUCCUCUAGCACUGCAGCAACGACGACAUCCUGCAUACCCUUUCUCAGCCGACGACCGGGAAUCGACUUCGACUUUGGGAACGGCCGUCUCGCACUAAACGAGGAGACAACCCCCGUGUGCGGGCUCUCAUUGGCGCAAGCGCCGUGGUUCUUUGGCGCUCUCACCUCAAGUCAACUCUAUGACCGCGGUAACUUGAGGCGUGGAGGCAAUCGACACGAGGGGCAGUCCACCACGAUCUAAUUUUGAUCUGCGAGGGCGUGUGUGCUCCAGAGAAUGCGGCAUCGAGAGCACUAGGGCUAUCCUUGAGCUGCCUACUUAAAUAGCGCAGAGUGUAAGUCGUUCCCUAGAACUUCAGUUUGUUGUCUGAUUCUGCCGCAUUAGAAUUGCUGCCUGCUUCAGUGCCCCGAGUCCUUUCCGGUCUUGCCUAACUGGACAUUUUCCCGAUUGUGGCUGGGAGCCCAUUGCCCAUUGCUGGCAGGCUCUGACAACGCUUUUGCUGCCGAUAUACGCGCUGCCUUUCGUGGAAUGGCAGCUAUCCCAAGACAUCAAGCACUGGCCGAGGAUGGUGCCCCUUAAUCUUCAUGCGCGCCAUUCCCGGCAAGAUCACACUUUCGUUAUUCACGAUUCGCUGGUUGCCGACGAUACAUCAACAUUCUAGUGCGUGCCCUCAGGAAACACGCACAUCUUUCUCAUAAACACAUCCGGCGCUUGUCUGCGUUGUCUGAUCCUUCGCACAUCCCAUCUGCAACCACCCCCAUGAUCCUAUCAAGAGCCCUUACG